Messenger RNA from Fusarium graminearum PH-1, 1139 nucleotides. RefSeq lists its product as uncharacterized. The transcript has 2 exons. Bases 108 to 620 code for a protein of 170 amino acids. The record is from RefSeq and is a predicted model, not a curated record. Lineage: Eukaryota; Fungi; Ascomycota; Sordariomycetes; Hypocreales; Nectriaceae.
ACAAAUUUCGCCUUUCUCAGUUUAUUUCUGCCACUCAGUCCAGCACUCCAGCAUUAUAGCCAGCGUUCUCUCAACCUCGACGAUUACUACACAGUGUUCCCGAAGCCAUGUCGCAGGAACCACGCUACGAAGUGUACCGAUUCCGUGAUGACAUCAAAGCUUUGCAAGAGAAGGCCAUUGUGGAAGUCCUCACUUCGUCGCCAUCGGGGGGGCAACUGAGACUGUAUUCGUACGGUCUCGAUAACUCAUGCGAAGAACUCAGCGAUGGAGUGAUCCGGGGCAUGGGUGGACCUCUCUCCAAGUGGGCUGGCCAUUGUGGUCUUGUCAUCAACGAUCUCGACAGACCAACAUUCCGAUCCGAAGUUUUCAGGCUACAGAGGGGCAAUGCAAUAUGGCCAGGGAAAAACUCUACGGCGCUUCUUGUGCCUCUGAGCAACGGCAACGCCAUGAUCGAUUUACUCCCGCGUGGAAGUAGAGACAGGAUUGCUCACGAUUGGGAUCCACGCACCAUCCUUCAUUUGAACGAAAUGGGGUUCGAAUUCCAGGGGAACGGGAGUGUUCGAUUCAUGUACAUCCUCUUCCAGACGGCGAGUCGCCCCGGAUUCUAUACCAAGAGUUAGAUAUGCCCCCCCGAGCCAAGGAAAGGCUGCUGGACGUCUCUCAUUUCGAAAACACGAUACCCUCAACUACUUGGCUGUACAGUUGUCAAGUCGAUGCCUAGACAGCCACCUCAACCGUCACCAUCACCUCGUUCAUUGUCCAUAUCAACACUUUUUCACCCACAAAAUCCAACAUAUUUCUUAGGACCCGGGAUCCAAACAAUAACUUGGUACAUGAAUGGGUGGACCUUACUCUACCCCCGAGUAGGUCUCAGACAAGCACCGGUAUCUCCAAACACAGAUUGAAGAGGAGUUUCCGGUCAGUAUGUCGGCGAGAAGCGGCUUUGAAGAAAACAGAAACAGGCCAGAACGCAACGCUAGAACAAUUGCAAGUGGUCUAAUGGUGGAAGGACCUUAAGGACGAAGCUUUGGCACGAUGUAUACCGGAAUUUCCUUGACCUACUAUGGAAGGGAUCCUGUUAUCACAGAAGCCUACCACUUGUACAUUCGUUCAGAAAUUUGAUUUCAUGAUAACCCCUC